CUGAUGUAGUGUUUCUAUGGAGAUCUGGAAUUGACCCUCAAAGCUGCCAGCAGACCUACCUGAUUCAAACAUCAUUACAGAGUUUUUUUCAGAAACGUGUGCGCUUAGAAUCUAGAGUGCCUUAAACACAAUGAAUAAUAAUGUCCCAAGUGAUGCCAAUGGCAGACGCAUCAUAUGUGAUGGAGAAUAUGCAACAGUUCAUUACACUGGAAAUGUACCACCUACACCAGGGCUUUGGCUUGGAGUAGAAUGGGAUAAUCCUUUGAGAGGGAAGCAUAGUGGGACUCAUGAGGGAACUAAAUAUUUUACAUGCAGCCAUCCUACAGGAGGAUCUUUUAUUCGGCUAAAGAAAGCUAAUUUUGGAGUGGAUUUCUUAACUGCACUUAGAAAACGAUAUGGAUUAAAAACUGAACAGAAUGAAGAAUUGGUUAUUGGAAAGAAGACAGUUGAACUUGUAGGUUUCGAAUCUAUUCAAGAGGAGCAAAGCAAGCUGAACAAAUUAAGAGAUGUUUCACUAAGGGAAUAUGCUGUCAGCAAUGCAGGAGAGAAAGGACAAAUUUGCCAUUCAUGUCCAAAUAUCAUAACAGCAGACUUAUCAAAAAAUCUAUUUUCAUCCUGGGAAAGUGUAGCAAAUAUUACUUUUCAGCUUGAAAAACUAAUGUGUCUUGAUCUCAGUGAAAACAAACUGUACCUUCCAUCAAAUCCUUCUUCACUGGCUGGCGCAUUUUGUAGUCUGAAGGUCCUUUCUCUUAACCGAAUGGGACUGAAAUGGAAUGAGAUCUUGCAGUGUGCAUCCAUGUGGCCAGCCCUCGAAGAACUGCGUUUGGUUUCAAAUGACAUCAGUGUGUUAGAACGACCAGUUGACAAUCUCCAGAACCUGACUAUAUUGGACAUAUCUAACAAUAGAAUAGUUGAUGGGAAUCAGCUUCAUGCAAUAGCAUGUUUACCAAGGCUGAAACAAAUAAUUGUCACAAACAAUAGGAUUUCUUCACUUAGCUUUCCUGAUGUUGAUUUUGGACACAAAACUACAAUGUUUCUCUCUCUAACUAGUUUGGCAGUUGAUGGCAAUAAUAUAUCAGAGUGGUGUGUAAUAAAUGAGAUGAAUAAAUUACUGCAUCUUGAGUCUCUGAACUGCCACAGCAACCCAUUAAUGGAUCUUGAAAAGAAUCCUGAAACUGUCCGGCAACUUAUCAUUGCAAAGAUAGAAAAUUUAAAGUUUUUAAACAAGACUGAGAUACUUCCAAAUGAACGAAGGGGAGCUGAACUUGACUACAGAAAGAUGUUUGGCAAUGACUGGCUAAAAGCUGGUGGAAGUCAGAAUGAAGAAUUAAACAAACCUAACAGAGACUUUCUUCAAGAUCAUCCCAGAUACAGUGCUCUUAUAGAAAAAUAUGGUGCUCCCGAUGAAGGUGAAUUGAAACAACAACAGCCGUUUGCACUGAAAAACCAGUUGCUAACAUUAACAAUUCAGUGCCCUGAUAAGCCUGACAAAAAAACAAUACAGAAAAAAUUGCCUGACUCAAUGACUGUUCAGAAAGUAAAAGGACUGCUUUAUCGACUGCUCAAAGUGCCAGGAUCAGACUUGAAACUGUCAUAUAAAAGUUCAAAAAUGGAGGGCAAAGAAAUUGAUCUGGAAAAUGAUUUGAAACCCUUGCAGUUUUACUCUGUAGAAAAUGGAGACUGCCUAUUGGUGAGAUGGUAAAACAGAGGCCUUUGAAGUGCUGGGCAAAAAUCAUGGUGUCAGUGGAAAUGUUUUCAGGCCGAAGCUGAGUGUGCAGAAUCAAGGUCUGGAAGCAGAACAUUUUUACUUUUAGUGAAGGUCUGUUGUAUUUCAGCCAUUCUAUUUAUUUAUAAAAUAAAAAGAUCUUAAAGAAA
Xenopus tropicalis (tropical clawed frog) is the source of this 1875-nucleotide messenger RNA. RefSeq names its product tubulin folding cofactor E (gene tbce). Lineage: Eukaryota; Metazoa; Chordata; Amphibia; Anura; Pipidae. The record is from RefSeq and is marked provisional. The coding region runs from base 131 to 1702 and encodes 523 amino acids. Gene Ontology annotation, cellular component: cytoskeleton. The transcript is spliced from 17 exons.